This is a messenger RNA of Helobdella robusta, 564 nucleotides long. RefSeq lists its product as hypothetical. Lineage: Eukaryota; Metazoa; Annelida; Clitellata; Rhynchobdellida; Glossiphoniidae. The coding region runs from base 1 to 564 and encodes 187 amino acids. The record is from RefSeq and is a predicted model, not a curated record. The transcript is spliced from 4 exons.
AUGAUCAGGAUUAGACAAACUCGACUGAUGAGCCGAGGUGUCUAUUCCGGUUAUGAACAUUUUGGUGAAGACUAUGCAUCCAUUGAAUUGGCAUCACAAGCCCUGGUUUUAAUGAUAGUUGGUACAUCAGAUUCAUGGAAGUAUCCCAUUGCUUACUUUUUGUUAAAAAGCAUGUCAGCAACUACGCAAAAAGUUCUUGUAUUGAAUGCACUUGAAGCUUUGGAAGAGAUUGGAUUAAAAAAAAAAGAAUUUGAUGAUGUGGAUGAUGAUGAUCAAGAUAAGACUUUUUUAAAAAUGAAAUACUCUUCAAACUUAGACAGUAGUAGUGAUGAAAGUGUUAAGGACAUGAAAGAACGAGAUGAAUUUACUGAGAGAUCAAAAAAUUGUAACAAAGAAAAAACAAGACAAAGUUUAGGCAUCCACGAUCUUCUACAUUUUGAAUUUAUGGAUCCUCCUCCACAUGAGUUCCUUACACUUGCACUGGAGCAGUUAUAUGCAUUAGGAACAUUGAAUCGUCAUGGUACUCACAAAAACAGGCAGAAAAAUGGCAGAGUUUCCAGUUGA